AUUGGUCAGUUGUGUUUUGUCACUUGGCAGUUCGGCAGGAACGUGACGUGUCGGUGUUUUGUGGCAAACGAAGGAGUUCACUGCAGUGCUGGAAAAGCAACGAAACAACCUUUAUUUUCUGUGAAACUACCACUCCCGCAGGACAGUGCGCUUUGCUACACCGGCUCUCCCAAUAUGGGGUCCUUCAAGAAAGAGAAAAAGGAGGAGGAAGAUGGAGCAAUGUUUGCAAUGCUGGAGAAGACUGCCGUACUGCAAGAAUGCCGCACAUUCAACGAAACACCCGUCAAUCCCAAAAAAUGCACUAGGAUCAUGACAAUGAUUCUAUACAUAUUAAAUCAGGGUGAACAACUGAGCACAACAGAAGCAACAGAAUGCUUCUUUGCAAUGACAAAGUUAUUCCAAUCCCAGGAUGUUGUAUUGCGCCGAAUGGUAUACCUAGGCAUCAAGGAGCUUAGUGCAUUAGCAGAUGAUGUCAUUAUUGUUACCUCAUCUUUGACUAAGGACAUGACUGGCAAGGAGGAUUUAUACAGGGCAGCAGCCAUCAGGGCGCUGUGCAGCAUCACUGAUGCCACCAUGUUGCAAGCUAUUGAAAGGUACAUGAAGCAAGCAAUUGUUGAUAGAAAUUCAGCUGUGAGCAGUGCAGCACUUGUCAGCUCACUGCACAUGAUGAAAAAAGCAAAUGAUGUUGUCAAGCGUUAUGUGAAUGAAGCCCAGGAAGCAGUUAACAGUGACAACGUAAUGGUUCAGUAUCACGCCUUGGGAGUCCUCUACCACAUUCGUAAAACCGAUCGUUUGGCCGUGAACAAACUCGUGGCGAAAUUAACAAAAUCAUCGCUUAAAUCCCCAUACGCCGUGUGUAUGUUAAUCCGAAUGACAGCCAAACUUUUAGAAGAAGAAGAAGGCAAUAAUAACUAUCCAUUCUUCGAGUUUAUCGAGAGUUGCAUUCGCCACAAGUCCGAAAUGGUCAUCUACGAAGCAGCGCAUGCAAUUGUCAACCUCAAACGCACAACACCGCGUGAAUUAUCCGCUGCUAUAACUGUCCUUCAGUUAUUCUGCGGUUCACCCAAAGCCACGCUAAGAUUCGCAGCCGUGCGCACUUUGAAUCAAGUCGCCAUCAGUCACUUAUCCGCCGUUACAGCAUGCAAUAUGGAUCUAGAGAAUCUAAUCACUGAUUCCAACAGAUCUAUUGCAACUCUUGCGAUUACCACACUACUUAAAACCGGCGCUGAGUCUUCCGUUGAGAGAUUAAUGAAACAAAUCUCAACAUUUGUCUCUGAAAUCAGCGAUGAGUUCAAAGUUGUCGUUGUGCAAGCAAUCCGCGCGUUGUCUUUGAAAUUCCCGCGGAAACACAGCGUGUUGAUGAGUUUCCUUUCGGCGAUGUUACGCGAUGAAGGCGGGUUGGAAUACAAAGCAUCUAUUGCUGAUACAAUCAUUACUAUAAUUGAAGAUAAUCCAGAAGCGAAGGAAACAGGUUUGGCGCAUUUGUGUGAAUUCAUUGAGGAUUGUGAGCAUACUUCACUAGCCGUGAGGAUUCUGCAUCUGCUUGGAAAGGAAGGACCCAGGACUAAACAACCAUCGAGAUAUAUCAGGUUUAUUUAUAAUCGCGUGAUUCUUGAGAAUCCAACAUUCCGAGCUGCGGCUGUUUCCGCCAUGGCGCAGUUCGGCGCUACUUGUCCGGAUCUCCUGGAUAAUAUUCUUGUUUUACUUGCGAGGUGUCAAAUGGAUACUGAUGAUGAAGUCCGUGAUCGUGCGACUUACUACAGUAACAUUUUGUCGUAUUCUGAUCCGGGAUUGUAUGAAAAUUAUAUUAUUCAGAGUCCGCAAGUUUCCAUCGCUUCUCUGGAGCGUUCUCUAAGGGAAUAUAUACAGGGUGAUGGUUUGACAGCGUUUGAUUUGAAGAGUGUGCCUCUGCAAGCUGUUCCUACACCGAGUGACAUUGCUAAUCAGAAAGCACAGGAAGGUAUGCUCGUUACAAAUACAGCCGCGCAGAAAAAGCCACAAGUUUCACGUGAAGAGAACUUCGCUGCGAAACUCUCGGCGAUUCCUGGCAUUCAACAAGCUGGAAGUUUAUUCCGUAGCUCUGAUGUUGUUGAGCUCACCGAGUCGGAAACUGAAUAUGUCGUGCGUUGUAUUAAGCACUGCUAUGCGAAUUUCUUGGUCUUGCAGUUUGAUUGUUUAAAUACCUUGGCUGAUCAACUUUUGGAAAAUGUCCGUGUACAAUUGGACCCGAGUGAGGGUUAUAAGAUCAUUUCGGAGAUACCGUGUCUGAAGUUGUGUUACAACGAGACUGGAUCGACUUUUAUUGUGUUACAAUUCCCGGAAGAUCUCUCGGCGUCUGUUGCUACCUUUGGGGCAGUAUUAAAGUUUGAUGUGAAGGAUUGUGAUCCCAGCACAGGUCUGCCAGAUUCUGAGGAUAGUUAUCAUGAUGAGUAUAUGCUGGAGGAUUUGGAGAUUACACUUGGUGAUCAGAUUCAGAGGGUUAAUAAGGCCAACUGGGGUUUGGCGUGGGAGGAUGCUGCGAGUAAUAUGGUUGAGAUGGAUGAUACUUAUUCGUUGAGUACGAUGGGCUCGCUGGAGGAAGCGAUUAAGAAUAUUAUUCAGUUUUUGGGGCUGCAGCCAUCCGAGCAGACGGAUCGUGUGCAGGAGGGUAAAACUACACAUACUUUAUUAUUAGCAGGGGUUUUCCGUGGUGGCUUUGAUAUUUUAGUUCGUGCGAAAUUAGCGUUGGCGGAAGGUGUAACAAUGCAGUUGACUGUUCGAUCACCGAAUUCAGAUGUAGUCGAAUUGGUCACCUCCGCCGUUGGAUAAGAAAUGUAUUGAUUUUAAAGUGAAACAUUGAUUAUUACAUUAAUAUCUUUAUUUUUAAUUAAUCAUGUAAAUUAUAGCUAAAUAAUUACCCAUAUAAUUCUUACCAUGCAAA
Messenger RNA from Dalotia coriaria, 2920 nucleotides. It is a transcript of the gene gammaCOP, whose product is annotated as coat protein (coatomer) gamma. The record is from RefSeq and is a predicted model, not a curated record. Gene Ontology annotation, cellular component: endoplasmic reticulum-Golgi intermediate compartment; COPI vesicle coat; Golgi membrane. Gene Ontology annotation, biological process: endoplasmic reticulum to Golgi vesicle-mediated transport; intra-Golgi vesicle-mediated transport; organelle transport along microtubule. The transcript has 5 exons. NCBI's taxonomy places the organism in Eukaryota, Metazoa, Arthropoda, Insecta, Coleoptera, Staphylinidae. Gene Ontology annotation, molecular function: structural molecule activity. Bases 175 to 2808 code for a protein of 877 amino acids.